Messenger RNA from Branchiostoma floridae (Florida lancelet), 2289 nucleotides. RefSeq names its product kelch repeat and BTB domain-containing protein 2-like. The record is from RefSeq and is a predicted model, not a curated record. The transcript has 5 exons. Lineage: Eukaryota; Metazoa; Chordata; Leptocardii; Amphioxiformes; Branchiostomatidae. Gene Ontology annotation, molecular function: protein binding. The coding region runs from base 127 to 1563 and encodes 478 amino acids.
GCCCCUACUUCAGGGCCAUGUUUACAUGUGACAUGGCGGAAAGUCGUCAGAAGACGGUUGUUUUACAGGGCUUGGAUGCAGACAUGCUUGGGGAGAUCCUGAGUUACAUCUACUCGGGAACCCUCCAUGUGUCCCUGGAUAAAGUGCGGCCCCUGCUUGUACCAGGCAGCCGACCUCCUCCAACUGGACUAUGUGAGAGACACCUGCAGCAGCUACAUGGCCAUGAACGUGGAACGCUCCACCUGUGUGAACCUGUACACAUUUGCUGAUGUCUUCUGUCUGGACAAUGUGCGAAAAGCUUGUCUGAAAUGUAUCGAUAGAAACUUUGCUGAGGUUGCCUCCAGUGAGUUCAACAGCCUGAGUGUGAAUCAGCUGACUGAGAUCAUCAGCCACGAUGAGCUGGAUGUUAAAGAGGAGACAACAGUGUGGGAGGCUGUGGUAAGAUGGGUGCAGCACAGCAGGGAGGACAGACUGAACCACCUACCCAGCGUCCUCCCUCACAUCCGCUUCAACCUGCUGACAUUAGACGACACUGCAGCCAUCUUGGAACACCCCCUGGUCAAGGAGGAUCCAGGGAAUUCAGAGGUCAUCAGGAAUGUGGUACAGAAAGGAAACCAUGACCUGAAGCCAAGGCUUGGGAUGACCACGGAGAUGGCUAUUCUUUUCGAUCUGUUCAAGCCAGAUGAUCUCCUCUUUAUAAAUCCUCAGAAAGGGAAGUACAUUACCUGCAGUUACAAGCAUGAAGCCCUCAAUCGAGUCUCAGCCAUGACAGUCACCAGUGAAAACAACAUUUAUGUCCUGGCUGAUAAGUCUAGGGAGCUGUUUCAGUACAACCAUGCAGAGAAUGUGUGGGAACAUGCUGGUAUGUCACCAGUAUCUAAUCUGGCACCAGGAGAUAAUUUCAUUUACCACCGAGAGCUCCUUUUUGAAGUUGAGCGGAUUUUGUACUGUCUUGGAGUUGACUAUAGAACGGGAAGUUUACUAGUGCGGAUGAGAAAGUACAACCGGCACACGGACCAGUGGCAGGAGUGUUCGCAGUUGGAACUUGACACUGCGACACACCACAGUGAAGCAGUGUCCUGCAGUUCACACCUGUAUUUCCUGACAAGCUCGGAAAUGUAUUGCUAUGACCCGAACAAGGACUGUUGGUACGAGCGGACUGCAGCAAUGAUCAUUCCUGAUGUGUACACAGCCGUUUCUUUCGGACCGGAGAUUUUCUGCACAGAUAGUAACCUCACUCAUACCAUGAUGUACGACACAGAGUCUGACCACUGGCAGAGGCUACAAGGCUUACCAAACACAUUGAACCCUGUUUUGGUGAUUGAAGAACCCGGACUCUUUGUAAUGGAGAAUGAGCUACACAUAUGGUUAAACUGUUCUAACUAUGUUGAUGACAAUAAUGAGUAUGACAAUCAUGUUAUAUAUGUGUAUGACAGGUCUGCUAAUGCCUGGAGAGACUUGGAGGCCACUUUGCCUUAUGGGGAAUAUUUAACCUAUGGUCGUCAGUGCCCUGUGGCCCGUAUAUGCCUACCAUAUAUCAAUGUGCAGGAUAACGACCCAUAGUAUAUAACUAGGCUCGCAAAGCAGGACUAUUGAAUGACAUUUUUGUUUAGAAGUAGGUUUUUAGCAAAUGUCCAACAAUGAGAUAGAUUUUAGUACAUUUUAAACGUUGCAUUUUUACAACGACCCUUCCACAAACUUAUGUGGCCCAAGGGCCUCAGAGCAGAGAUGGACGCUGACUUGUGCAACAAUUGCGGUCCGGAGAAGACGAUAGAUUUUUAAGGUCCUUUCUGAGGCUUUAAGAUAAGCAUAGUCCAUGACUGAACGCUGGAAGCACCCUCCAUAAAACCCUUAUUGUACUUAAUGAUAUGUUCUAUUUUUAUGUUCCAUAUGUUUUCCCGUAGUGUGAUUAAAUUUUGCUGUAAGUUAGCCUGACUAAGUUUUGUAUGUUAUCCUGACUAAGAUAACAUGAAAACCUAAGUUUUAUUUCUAGUAACCCCUUCAGGCCAGGCCCUUCGGAGGACUCUAUGAAUCCCAGGUCAGCGAGAACUAUAGUGUCGCAAAGAGUUUGACUAUUAAUGUUAUUUGUUUUUAUCUUUUGUUAAAGAAACCAAUUUGAAAGGUUAAUACAUAUAUAUAGAUUACAGCCAGUUGAUAUAUCCGCCUAUACUAUAGAUAGAUUCAUUUAGGGUUACGAAUAUCUUUUCUUGGAACAACUAUACACGACCAUGAAAUUAGAACCACUUUAUAUAUCUGUGUUUCCAUAUAGAAUAUAUUGAUUUUGAACAA